Molecule: messenger RNA, 8688 nt
Organism: Contarinia nasturtii (swede midge)
Lineage: Eukaryota; Metazoa; Arthropoda; Insecta; Diptera; Cecidomyiidae
Gene: kon
Product: chondroitin sulfate proteoglycan 4
Exons: 15
Coding region: 892-7947 (2351 amino acids)
Source: RefSeq, a predicted model, not a curated record
GAGUGUACACGCUAAAUUUGGUUUCCACUGAAAAUUGUAUUCAAUCGUUAAUCGUAUUUAAAUUGGAACUAUAUGGUUAUAGUGAAAGAUCGAUAAAUUUUGCUUAAUAAAAAUCGAAUUAAGUUUACCAUAGUGUUUUGUUGAUUCAAUGGCAUGAAUGCCAAUUUGUAUUGAUUAAGUCGACGCAAGAAAAUUUCGUUUUGAAACAAAACUAGACCGGCGACGAGAUCGAAUUUAAGUGAUUUUUUUGAAACGAUUAAGAGAAGUCAGUCAAUGACAUUAAUAUGCAUGACAUACGGAUGUGUUUGAGUUAAAAAAAAUAUGACGAUCUGAAAAAGGAACAAAAACACAUUUUAAGAGGAUUCAAAGCCAUCUCGAAUGUGAGUGAGUGCAUGAGUAAAGAGAGAUUCGGCAAAUGAAUGAUAUCAUACUAGAGUGUAUACGCAUUAAGAACAAAUUGACUCUACGCGUCGUCUUCGUUGAUUGUUUUUUUGGCUGCUCGUCUCUUAAGUGGAAAAGUAUAUGUUUUCGCGCAUCGAACAAAACCCGACAUUCAUUCAGUUGCAAGUGAUUAUUUUGCGUGCGGGUUUUUGCUUCUUUUCACAAGAAAAAUAAGAACGAUUUCAGUUUUUUGCCGUGAAAUCCAAAUUGAGGUGCAUGUAUGUAUUUAACAGCGAAAAAAACUAACUACACUACACGCACUCCCCAGCGAUUCGAAAUUACUACGGACUGUAGCGUACAUUGAGAGAAAUAAAUUUGAACCCGACGAACAUUUUUUUCGUCUCGAAUAUAAAUCGAAAUCGUGCAAUGGAAAAGAAGAAUGCAAUGGUGUAAUGAACAAGUGGAGUUUUUAUGAAUUCGCGCAACACAUCAGUAGUAAGAAUAUAAGCAAUGGAUUACUUUUUAACGAUUCUAUGGAUUUGCUCAAUUACUUCGGUGGGAUCGGCUAAAGUUUCGUUUUUUGGAGACAGUCAUGUGGUGAUGCCAUUGCAAGAGGCAAAAUUAUCUACAAAUUUACGCCUUCGUUUUCGAACACGUCAAGACAAUGGCCUUUUAUUCUUGGCUGCCGGUCGAACUGAUUACUGUUUACUUAGCAUCGACGAUGGCCGAAUCAAGCUGCAGUUUAAAAUCAACGAACAUUUUACAGAGGUAUGGUCACCAUUAAAAGUGAACGAUUUGCAAUGGCACGAUAUCUCCUUUCAGCGAUACGAUACGAACGUAACGAUCCAAAUCGAUGAGCCAAUUAUAAGAAAAAUGUUGCCGCCACAGACUGGUGAAUUGAAUGUGCAUUUCGGUGUAUUUUUCGGCGGUUUGGGUGACUACAGUGAAGCCUAUUUAAAUUCAGUGGAUAACUUUCGAGGAUGCAUGUCAGAUGUAUUUUAUAACAACAUAAAUGUGUUCAAACGGGCCAGAGAGCGAACAUCGCAUGUGUCGAGCGUACAUGUUUUGUGGACUUGUAGUUCGGAAUUUGACGCUGAUCAGCAUCAAGGGAUUAGUUUCGUACGUGACGAUUCAUUUGUCAUGAUUGCUAAGCCAGCCGUUCAUACCGGCGAAAGUUGGAAUAUGGAAUUGAAAACAAUAGAGACGGUUGGCAUGGUUCUGUAUAAUAGUGCCGCCGAUUUCAUUGCACUGGAAAUUGUAAAUUCGAGAAUACGAUUUUUAGUGGGCAAAGGAUCAAAUGCAGUGGAAUUGGUAUCCGAACGAAAUAUCACCGAUGGAAAGUGGCACAAUGUUUCCAUUUCAUAUAGCCCAUUUCUAGUUGAGUUGGUCGUCGACGAAACAGUACACAGUGCCACAUUUGCAAGCAAAAGCAGCAAUAUAUUGGAGAUUGGUGAAGAAUACUUUGUCGGCGGCUUAAGCAGUUUUCGGCAGAGAAAAGCAACGCAAAGAGGACUCAAGGUACAAAGUUUCAGCGGUUGCAUUCAAAACUUGAUGGUCGAUAAGCACGCCGUUGGAUUUCCGCACAUGAAAGUGACUCAUGCCGUUGAAGUAGGUUGUGUCUGGGCAUACCCAUGCUUAGAAAAAGAUCCAUGCAUUUCAAGUGGUACAUGCCAACAGCAUGAACAUGAUGACUUCAUUUGCUAUUGUGAGCAGGCAUAUUGUAUAAAAGCUGAUUUUAAUGAUCAUUACAAGCUGUUCACGCGCAUCGAAGAAAGAGAAUUGUUAUCAGUGAACCCAUUGCAGUUACUCGAAGGCGAUAGCAUUUUUUUAUCGACAUCAGCGAUCGAUGUUUUAAUCGAUUACACCAAACUUGGUAUAAUGGAAGCUGGAAUCGUAUUUAACAUUGUUUCGCCGCCAAAACAUGGUAAAAUAAUGAUCGCAUCUGAGGGUGGCGGCAAUAAUACGGUAUCAGGCAAAGUUUUUUCGUUGAUCGAAUUGAGUACGGACAAAGUGAAAUACAUGCACAACGGAGACGAACAGUCAAACGACCACAUGACCAUCGAUUUACAAUUUAUAUCAUCAAAUCGUGAAGUUAUCCCUGAAGCACUUUUUGGAAAACAUCGAUUCGUUUUACAUGCCAACAUAACACCGGUUAAUGAUGCCCCAGUGCUUCGCAUGAACUCAAAUAAAGUGUUGAGAUUGACACAGGGCAUUCCGAAAAUUAUAACACCGGAAUUGUUAACAGCAGACGAUCCGGAUAGUCCACCGAGUUCAUUGCUGUACUCAAUCGUAACGCCAAUCGAACCCGAUUCACCUGCACACAAUGGGGUGAUUGAAGUUUCGGGCAAAAAGUCAAACACCUUCACUCAAGAAGAUAUUAAUCAAGGUGUUGUCACUUAUUUGGUGAAUAGUCAAACGGCCGAUGACAAAUCAUUCGAUUUGACCAUACAAGUUUCGGAUGGAAUGGAAACUAGCGAAAAAGCAUAUUUGCCGAUUUCAAUACUUCCACUGCAAUUGCGCAUGAUUAACAAUACUGGAAUGGUCUUGGUUCAUAAAUCCGUUGCGUUUAUUACACCAUGCAAUCUUUCAUUUGUUUCGAAUUCAGACGAUGACAACAUUGAUGUUAAAUAUACAAUAGUGAAGCAACCUCAAUUUGGUAACAUUCAAAGACUUCGAGCGGUUGAUUCGUCUUGGAUAAAUGUCGAUUUUUUCACAAGCAAUCAAAUACAGUUGGGUCAAGUUCGAUACAUUCAUAACACGGAUUUCCCAGUUCAUGAUGAUUUUAAGUUCACCGUAUCGUUUGGUCCGAUAAAGAGCAACAAAUACGAUUUUCGUUUGACAUUCACCAAACUAAAAAUCGGCAUCCAAAUUCAAAACUCGCUGCAAAUUAACGGAACCAAAGAAAAAACGAUCACCAAUUCGAAUCUUUUCCAUCAAACAACACCAUUACAAACAUUUCCCCGAAAUAUAAUCUACACCGUAAUCACACCGCCGCGAUAUGGCUUAAUCUAUGUGAAUGGUUACCCGGAGUAUGCAAAAGAAGGUGAUUCGUUUACGCAACAAGACAUUGACAAGCAUUUGAUUCGAUAUCGAACGUAUCAAACGUGUUACUCGAGUUUUAUUGAUGUCUUUGAGUUUGUUAUAUCAGUUCCCGAAUGCGAUGACGUAUUUGGUAGCAUUAAAAUAGUUUAUAAUCCACCGGAGGAACUAUCAAAAAUGCUAUCUUAUCAAACUCGUGAGUUGAUUCAUGUUAAAGAAGGUGAUCGAGCCCAAUUGAAUCGAAAACAAUUCGAAGUAUUGUUCAACAAAUUCAAUUUUCUAAUGUUAAAGUUAUCAGUUCCACCACGAAAUGGUGUAUUAUGCAAUGUGAAUAGUGAAACCAUGAAGGUAUCACAAAUCGAUUCAUUUUCAUUGGACAAAUUGUAUUUGGGCGAUAUUUAUUAUUGUCACGACGAUUCGGAAACGACAACCGAUUCAAUGUACUUUUUGGUAAUGUCCGAUUUGAACAAAGAUUUUCAAUAUGUUUGUGAGAUUCUGGUCGAUAUAACACUGGUCAAUGACAAUGCACCGUAUAGACUGGACGAUAAAGUUUUUCAUGUAGUUCGAAAUAAGAAUAAAAUCGUAAGUCCCGUCGAUCUUCGUUUUAUCGAUCCCGAUAUCAAUACGAAUGCUAUCGACAUUAUUUAUACGAAAAUCAAUUCGUCGACCGUUGAAUUUUGUAAUGCUGGCUCUGGUCGAUCUUUAAGCGAAUUCACACAAGAGGAUAUUGAUCAGGGCAGAAUUCUACUGAAACAUUUGGACAACACGGAAGUGAAUCAAGUUUCGUUUGUUGUGACUGACGGACAGUUUCAAGUGCCAAGUAAAUUUGAUGUCAUUGCUGCCGAUCCAUUCAUAAAUAUUACGGAGAAAAAUGCAACCGUUGUACAAGAAAGCAAGUAUAUUUUAAUCAAAAUGAGCGAUUUGGCGAUUGAAACGAAUCUGAAUAUUAUUCCGGAUGAAGUCGAGUAUACGGUGCUUGAGGGACCAAAUUAUGGCGUUUUGAAAAUUUUACGACGGAAAUUCAAUGGAACUAUUAUGGCUAGAUCCAAUAAUAACAUAACUUCGGUGAAAAAUUUCACACAAACCGAUGUCAUGAGAGAACGGCUCGUUUAUUGGAAUUCGGACGUAGCGUCGAUGGAUAAAAUCAAGUAUCGAGUGACAGCCAAAGGAAUCUCAGCGGAGGGAGAGAUAAUGAUUCGAAUUUAUCCGCCAGCUUAUUGGGAUCUACUUCAAAUUCGACGAAACAAAACUCUGUAUGUGGAAGAGUCCACCAGUGUCAUGAUUUCACGCGAUAUUUUAGAGAUCGUGCAUCCAAAUAUUUCGCCUGGCGACAUAACCUAUUUGGUAACGUCAUCGCCGCAGCAUGGCUAUUUGGAAAUUCAAUCGAUAACCUCUGAUGAUGAAUACAAUUGCAAAGUAUUCGAUCAGUCGACAAUCAAUUCGGAGAAAAUGUUUUAUAUUCAAGCUGGUGUGAAUCAAUCAGUCGAUCACUUCAUAUUUGAUGUGACGAAUGGCAUAACUUGGCUGCGAGGGCUAAUGCUAAAAAUCGUCAUUAUACCAGAGAAUUUGUACAUUCAAACUCAAAACGUUUCGGUUGAAGAAGGAAAAUCAUUGAAACUAGAGCCAAUGGAUAUGGUUCCAUAUUCGGAUUACUAUCGCGGAAAGAUCCUUGAGUAUCGAAUUUUACAGCAGCCAUCAUUUGGUGAUGUAAAAUCGGAAACGUCGAAAGUCAAUCGUUUCACACAUAAGCAGUUGGAAAGUGGUACAAUUUACUACAUCCAUGACGGAAGUGAAAAUUCAACAGAUGUCAUUCGCUUGGUGGCUGUUUCACGCAACAAGGAGAGUGUGCCAUUUGAUUUCUACAUUACGAUCAUUCAAGUAAACGAUGAAAAGCCACAAGUCGUAACAAAUACAGGUCUACAGAUGUGGGUUGGCGGAAGGUCGCCCAUCAAAACUACGGACUUAAUGGCACAAGACUACGAUACACCAUCCGACCACAUCAGGUUUUUGUUGGUAAAUGUAGUUGGUGGUGUUGUUGUUCAUCAAGAUGACGUCUUUAGCAUGCCAUUGACAAAUUUUACGCAAUAUGAAAUCAACGAGAAUCUCGUAUUUUUCCAUCAUACAUCGAACAAGCUGAAUGGUCAAAUCGACUUUUAUGUAACCGACGGCGAUCACAGUAGCCCAGAGCAAACAUUGUUCAUCACAACGAAUCCGGUGAAUUUGGAGCAAAUCCACAAUGAAAUAUUGCACGUAUUUCCAUUGACACGAAAGCAAAUAAUGCCAGAGCAAUUGAAAUUCAAAUGUUCCGAUGAACUUCGCGAUGUCAUUUAUGAGAUAACAAUAAAUCCACAAUUUGGUCGAAUCGUUUAUGAUCACACAGACAAUCGAAGUUCACAAGAAGUCAGUGAAUUUACCCAGCACGAUAUAAACGAAGGGCGAAUUGUUUAUGAACAUACACAUCCAACCGUUGAGCUGAAAUCAAAUGAUUCAUUUUACUUUGAUGUGAAAUCAAAGUUUGCCAAUAGUUUGAUCGAUCAAAUAUUCAAUAUUGAGAUAUCGGUGUCAUCGGGUGGUUUGGUGCGAUUUUUACCGGUAAAUCGAUUGAAUUUAGAUGAAGGUGAAAAGGCACCGAUUAAAUUGGAUUUGUCAAAAGUUGUCGAGUAUUUAACGACUCGAGCGGGAAUUCCAUCGCCUGAAUUAUUCAUUGACAUCUAUCAACCGGCACACGGUAUAAUUGCGCCAAUUGAUGGUUCACGAAACUUAAGCCGAGUCUCUUUAGAUGAUUUUAUUUCCGAAAAAGUUUACUAUUUGCAUGACCAUUCCGAUACCAUCGAGGAUAAAAUUCGAUUGUCGGUGUAUUUACAACAAGGCAAUAUAUUCCUGUGCAAUCUAACGAUUCCUGUUGUCAUCAAUCCGAUCAACGAUCAUGAAUUUUAUUUGGUCACACAAUCACCGCAGAUGACAAUAAUCGAAGGAGAAAAUCGCACGAUAACGAAAAAGGAGCUAUUGACUGAAGACGCAGAUACGGGACCGGCUGACAUUAUUUAUGAUAUCAUAAGUGCACCCACCAUUGGAAUUUUGAUGAAAAUUUCAGACGAAGGAAUUGCACAAGACAUUAUGACUUAUGGCAAUCGAUUUUCACAGUUGGACAUUAAUGAAAAUCGAAUUCUGUACGUUCACAAUCAUUUGCCACAGCUGACGACAUUUUAUUUUCGAGUUUCUGACGGAAAAUUUGCACCAGCGUCGGAGAUUUUCAAUUUAAAAGUAAUACCGGUCACUGUUGGGCCAGGAAACGAAAAAGACCUGGUUUAUAUGCAACAGGGUGCAAAUACAACGCAUAUUCGUGAGACACAUUUUGCAGUUGAUACAAACGCCGAUCGCAAUCGACUGGUGUACAAUGUUACCGAUGCACCAAAAAAUGGUGUUUUGCUGUGCGAAAAUCGACAAACGAGCCGAUUUACAUACAAUCAAUUGGUCAACAAGAAAAUUGUUUACUUUCAAAGUGAUAUGUCAAAAUCGAGCGAUAAAUUCAUGGUAACAGUGUACGUUCCGGAUACGAGUCAAGGAAUACUCGAGAACGUCGAGGUGAAAAUAAUCGUCGAGCCUCUAAUCAAACUCAAUGGCAUAUCAAUUGCAUCAGAAGAUAAAAUCCGUUUAACAACAUCGUUCAUGGACGAGAAUCCCUAUCAAAUGAAAUUAAAUCGUUACAAUCCAAAAAUAGUGAUCACCCGAAAACCGGAUCAUGGAAAAAUAAAGAAGAUCAUUCGAAAUACAGGCGAUCUAGAGCAUUCAAAUGAUAAAGACAUAUCGUCAUUUACAUACAAAGAGCUGAAGAGUGGUGUUAUCUAUUUCAUUGCUCGCAAGCUACCCGAAGACGUCGUCUCAGUGAAUGAUUACUUUGAAUAUGCUCUGUAUGUGAAGCCAUAUCAGCCAGGCCAAUCGUUUGUUUCGAUUGAAAUACACAAACUGAAAUCACAACUAGUCGAUAGUAUUGAUAAGAAUGACAAUGUAAAUAUUGCAUACGAAGCAUCAUGGACGAUAAAUUACUUAUUUUUAAUCGCCACAUUGGCGGCAAUGUUUGUUCUAGUCUUAGUUUUGAUCGUCUUUUUGAGAUGCCAUUCGAAUUCAAAGGCAAACAAAAAUAACAUCGACAAAGACUAUCCGGCACUGCCACGUCCGCCCGAUUUCAUGAACAUCAAUAACAAUCGCAUGUAUUCACCAUCGGAUGGCGAAGACUCGGUGACAACAUCACUGCCUGUGCUUAGCAGUAUACCACAUUGCAAAGUGAUUCCGAUCAAUAAUGUCGACGAUUCAGAGUCCGACGAAAUGAUCGACCUGAAUAAUGUAAGUGCAUCACAACAGCUCCAUCAAUUGCCGUGCUAUUCACCGUACGGAGAUGAACAAGACGAAUGGAGUUCAUCGUGUGAUGUGGCCAACGAAGUCAAUUACUCAUCGAUAUUGCAACCCACAUUACAGCGACAACAACAUUCAAACCCGCUUUUACGUCGCAAUCAAUAUUGGGUGUGAGGGGUUUCGAUAUAUUUUGUAGCCAGUUUUACAAUGUUUUAAUUUAAAAUUUCAUAUUUUUUUUUACAAUUAAUAAGAUAAUUUAGUUAGGAAAAAAAUCUACUUAAAUCAUCUUUGCCAUUGAGUAGUAUUUUUUGUCGAAAAAAAUAAUAUUACGAUUUUUGAAUCGUCUUUCAUUUUAAAUUUAAUUCAGCGUGUGAAGACAAAUGGAAAAUAAAUUCAUAUUUAUUUAGAGCUAUACAGAUCAUAAUUGAAGCAUUAGGAUUAGAAAAACACAUUAAAAGUCAUUUAGUUUUGAAAAUGCGCAUUUUUUGUGCACGUAAAUAUGGAUUAAGUUCACUAGAUCUUAAAAUAUUAAAAAAAUAGUUGGUUUUCUCAUUAAAAUCGAAAUAAGUGCGUUUCUUUGUUAAAAUUGAAUAUACACCAAAUCAAAUUCUCCAACGUGUCAAAUUGUAGUUUGAAUUUGAAAACUCUCAUGUGUAAAUCGAAAAUUAAUUUAAUAAAAUUAAAGUGAACUUGAGUUAAAAUAAAGAGGCUUACGUACGCAAGCUGACUUUUCCGCAUGGAACCGAAAUUUUGGCAGAGUAUCAUUAUUUCCUGCUGCUCAGCAUAUAACUGAGAGCUGAGUAAUGCUGAACUCGUACGGCUAACGCAUACGAAACGGUUGCAUAUUCCCCUUUCGCUUCGUAUGUGCUGCCGUUGACGUGCGAUUUAAAUGAUUUUGUAUGCAACAACACAAAU